Messenger RNA from Pseudopodoces humilis (Tibetan ground-tit), 1762 nucleotides. It is a transcript of the gene IER3IP1, whose product is annotated as immediate early response 3 interacting protein 1. Gene Ontology annotation, cellular component: endoplasmic reticulum membrane; COPII-coated ER to Golgi transport vesicle; Golgi membrane. Lineage: Eukaryota; Metazoa; Chordata; Aves; Passeriformes; Paridae. Gene Ontology annotation, biological process: endoplasmic reticulum to Golgi vesicle-mediated transport. The record is from RefSeq and is a predicted model, not a curated record.
CCCGCCACGUCUCUCUCGGGCGCCGCUCCCGAUCUUGCUCCCGGUGCCGCUCCCGGUCCCGCCCCGCUGGGCCAUGGCGUUCACGCUCUACUCGCUGUUGCAGGCCUCCCUCCUCAUCGUCAAUGCCGUGGCCGUGCUGCACGAGGAGCGCUUCCUUCGCCACGUUGGCUGGGGAAGUGAUCAAGGGAUUGGAGGAUUUGGAGAGGAACCAGGAAUUAAAGCACAGCUGACAAACCUCAUUCGAUCAAUACGAACCGUUAUGAGAUUGCCAUUAAUAGCCCUGAACUCCAUCACAAUCAUUUUCCUCCUGUUGUUCGGUUGAAGACACCCAGUAGAGAUCCUUUGGACAUCCAAAGAAGCCAGUUGCUGACCACCACUGCUCCGAGUUCCCUGGAAUCCAGCAUGGUUUAGCUGUCAAUCUGACAUUCAACUUAAUAAAAGACACUGUUUCUAUUUAUCCCAUUUCCUAAUGUUCCCUUGCAGUUUCAUUAAGCAGGAUCACGGGAUCAAUGCAACAAUGCUGCAAACACAUUGGACUGUGACCAGUUCUGUUGCUGCCUGUUCAUAGUGUUGAUUAAUUAUUAGAGUAAAUGUCAUAGGAUGUUGCAGUGACUGGCAAUGGGCUGCAGCUUUUAAAUGCCUCGUUACUCAGGGAUGAAUUUCCUUCAGUACGCUCUCCAAUUUGUUUUUAAAUUGAGGAAGACAGCAAUCUGUUUGUUUCCAUUUCAAUUACUACCAUGGAACUGUUUAAGAGAAUAUGAAUUAGGCUCUAGAAAUGUGUUAUAAAGAAUAGUUGUUAUAAAGGAUUGAAGUCCAGCUGAGAUAUAGAGGGAGAUAAAACCAGCUGGGUAAAGUCCUGAUUCAGGUUAACAAUGAAAGCUGAAUUUUCCUUCUUUGAUUGGGGAUUUUUGUCUUCCAAGUCAGUAUUUCAUACUGAUGGUGAAGUCAGUUGAAAAUGGGUGCAAUUGCAGUGCAAAACUGAAAAAAAAAAAAUUAAAAAUUAAGAAAAAAAAAGCUGUACCUAGAGCUGGGUAACUCUCUGUUAACUUUGGGGAUAUUAGUGAUUAACAUUUGUUACUUUUCUGUCAAGGAUUGUUAUUAUACUUUUUAAAAUAUGUAUUAAACUUAUGCGUGGUGAUUACUGUGGUUGAAGUGGGGAACCAUUUGUAUUCUGAGCUUCCGGGAAACAAUGCAGGGAGGUGAAUACCCUGUGCUUUUCAAAUGCAUUUAUUUGUGAAAAAUCUGCGAAUUUGCAGCCUUUUCUGUUACUGCUCCUUCCCCUGCCCUCCAUCAUCAUCAUCAUUUGUUAAAUUAACAGCUUUAAAAGUGCAACUGUGUGUGUGUGUGACUUAGCAGUUCUGUCGCAGAGAAUGCUGCUAAUUGCUUUCCAACCACGUCUCAUCUCAAUUAAGACUGCUGAGUUAGGUCUGAAUUGGAAAAGGUGAUUCUCUGGUAUCCUUUUAGAAAAGUUAGAAUUCUUUGUCUGUUCCUCUGCUAAAGUGUUUUCCCUUAAUUUUGAAGAGGGGAGGUCGAGGGAAACCUGUCAGUUUCAUUAUUUUAAAGCAGCUUAGUCAAUCAUCUUUUCUCCUGAUGUCUUGAUGACUAAAGCAUAUGCUGUUGUAUAUGAAGAAUCUGUAAAAUGUAAAUGCAUUUAAUCAUCUUCAAUCACAGUUUUUUGCAGAGUAAAGUACAUCCAGGAGAAGAGUUUUAUGUUUUUUCCUUUUUUCUUAGUGAUUUUUGUAAAUAAAUCCUAAAUUUGCAA